Rhodotorula toruloides NP11 is the source of this 2535-nucleotide messenger RNA. Its product is annotated as centromeric protein E. Gene Ontology annotation, molecular function: ATP binding; plus-end-directed microtubule motor activity; microtubule binding. Gene Ontology annotation, biological process: microtubule-based movement; mitotic cell cycle. The transcript has 14 exons. The record is from RefSeq and is a predicted model, not a curated record. Lineage: Eukaryota; Fungi; Basidiomycota; Microbotryomycetes; Sporidiobolales; Sporidiobolaceae. The coding region runs from base 1 to 2535 and encodes 844 amino acids. Gene Ontology annotation, cellular component: microtubule.
AUGGCUUUCACCGCCGACCGCGCUCCGUUCGUGCCCGUUCGGAAGCACAAGGCCAGUACAAGUCCGCCGCAGUCUCCUGUGCCUUCCACGCCGUCCUCUCGCUUCUCUCGUCCCGAGCCAGCCCAACCUCUCUUCGCCGCCCCUCCUCUGCGACCUCUCUCGACCCCUCUCGGCCCGAGUACCGCGCACAAUGUCCCGUCAUACACCGCACAGGCAGGUCCUCUCUCGGCGCGCAAGGUUGUCGCAGCCCCGAACGAUCUCUUCGCCCCGUCCUGCCCCUCGUCGCCGCUCCCUCCGCCUUCUUCAGCACCUCGGAUCCGUGCAAAGAUCACGCCCUUGGCCGCACCGCGACGGAAAGCGCUGCCCGGCGCGGAGCAUGCGGACGUACCCGUUUCCAGCGGCUUCAGCCCGCUCAAACGCGCUCCUCCGCCCAGCGUUUCACCUGUUUCGCCGCCUGCGAACGGGUUCGGAGGGUUCGGCGCUUUCCCUAAGGUCUCGCAUGUUGCACAGAACUGGGAAGUGGGCGCACUGAGGGGCGGAAUGUCGGGCCUCGGGUUGGGCUCGAUCAGCGAGGUCGAAAGCCGGAGUGUCAGGAAGGGAGGGAGGGACAACGUUUUGGUCUGCGUCAGGGUCCGACCGCCGGCCGCCAAGCUCGCCGCCUCGAACCAGAUUGUGGACGAGAUUGCCUGGGAGGUUGACCGGGCUAAUGGACGACUCGCGCAAAGUACCGGCGGACCCGACUACUUCUUCGACUCGGUCGUAACCGGCUCGCACAACUCCGACGUGUACGACGAGGCAGGGCGGGACCUUGUGCUCGACGCGAUGGAAGGCUUUGAUGCCGUGAUUUUUGCGUACGGUCAAACUGCGUCCGGCAAGACAUUCACGCUUUCCGGCAACAAUAGCAAUCCCGGCAUCAUCCCUCAGGCCGUGUCGGAGAUCUUCACCUACAUCCGCGACCAUCCGGAGAAAGAGUUCCUCCUGCGCGCUUCUUACCUCGAAAUCUACAACGAGUCGCUGAAGGAUCUGCUCGACCCGACGGCGGGUCCCGUCAAGAUCAGGCAGGAUGAGCAGAAACGCUUCUUCGUUCACCCGCUGCGGGAAGAGGUCGUCACGACGGAGCAGCAAGUUGCGGACUUGCUCAAGCGAGGCGCCGACAACCGACAUGUUGGCCAGACGGACUUCAACGAGCGAAGUUCUCGAUCUCACAGCGUCUUCCAGAUGACUAUCGAAUCUCGCGACAACUCGGCGUCAAGCUUCCCUGAACCAUCCACGCCCCGUCGCAUGCAGACGCCGAACACGCCUCGCCUCGCACCAGGCUCAGACGGCGUCGUUCGCAUGAGUCGGCUGAGCCUCAUCGACUUGGCGGGAAGCGAGCAAGCGACGAGUCAGCUCGAGCGGCGAAGCGAAGGCGCCUUCAUCAACAAGAGUUUGCUUACGCUCGAGAAGGUCAUCGCCUCGUUAACGAGCGAUGCGAAGCAGAAGCCGCAUGUCCCGUACCGCGACUCGAAGCUUACGCAGAUCCUGCAGCCGUCGCUGUCAGGAGACGCUCGCGUAGCCGUCAUCGCGACGAUGAACCCGUCGCCGGCUGCCAUCGAGGAGACAAAGUCAACUUUGCGGUUCGCCCAGCGAGUCAAGCGGGUUGUGCUGAAGGCGGUACAGCACGAGGUUGUCGAUGACAAGGCGCUCAUCACCAAGUACCGGUCACACAUCGCAAUGCUCGAAGCUCAGCUCAAGGCGACGCUAGCGGGUAACACGGCCCCGAACACGCCUUCGCAGGCAGAUCUUGCCGCAGACCAGAGUCGAAAAAAGCAGGCCGAGCGGGUCCAGGAUCUCGAGCGGCAGGUCGAAGAGUUCCGCUCUCUGUUCUUGACGAGCCAGAACAUUGAGAAGCGACGGCAGAGCGCGCUUCCUCCUCGACCUGUCUCGCCAAUCAAGGUCGCUCGCUCCUCCACUCCGCCAGCCGAUAUAGCCGCUCUCGAGGAGAAGCUCCUCGAUGCGCAAGACGAGAUUGCCGCGCUCAAAGACGAGCGCGACGAGCUGAAGUCGCGAGUCGCCGAGCUCGAAGCGGACCGACUCUCAACACUGCAGAAAGACGCCUCAGCAUCCGACUCGGACAAGGACGCCCGGAUACUUGAGCUCACGAAGGAGAACCAGGAGCUGCUGGUCAUCGUCAGGAAUGCCGACGUAGAAGGCGAGAUGAAGCGGCAAGAGCGCAAGUACGAGCGGCAGCUCGAGAAGCACCGGUUGUACCAGGAGGGUCUGGAGAGUACACUCGAGCAGGAGCGCAAGCGAGUCGCUCAGUUCGAGCGCUUCAUCCUCCAGCACCUCAGCGCGCAGACCGAGGUGCUCGCUGGCCGUCGUCGCUCGUCCGGCGGCAUCACUCAUUCCGCUUCGGUCACCGGCUUCGUCCCUCUCAUGGCCGAGUCCCCACAACUUGACGCCAUCAGCCCUGACUUUGUCGAGCUGGACGACUUGCCGUUCUCCAAGGCGGGCAAGGAGACGAUCUCUCGGUCACGGUCACGGAUGUUCUCCUGA